Molecule: messenger RNA, 668 nt
Organism: Megachile rotundata (alfalfa leafcutting bee)
Lineage: Eukaryota; Metazoa; Arthropoda; Insecta; Hymenoptera; Megachilidae
Source: RefSeq, a predicted model, not a curated record
AUGGCAAAAUAUGGGUCACAGAUAACCCCUCUUCAUCCCAGAAACCUAAGGUAUAAGAACCGAAAACCUUUAGUUUUAGGAGAGACUUAUUUUCGAACCUUCUGCGUGUCGGUUUCCGCGAACGUUAGUUGUAUCCAGAGUGUAUUUUUUGAAACGUCCGAAAUAUACUUGUUGUUGUGUAUCGGUGUAAUACGUUUCUCACCCGGAUCCCAACACGUGUAUGGUGAGGAACCCACGUGCAAUGGUACAUCGAAGAUCGUUCAAGAGUUACAACAAACUGAUACGAGUCAAAGAAUUAAAAUUCACCCGUUUGCUAUGUUUCGCGAAACAAGUUGCCAGCAAAGCUAGUGUUAGAAAAUCCCAGUGACCCACCCUAACAAAGCAGGGACGACGGGCACAUGGCCGUCCUACGACGACCAUCGCGGGGUAGAGGCUUGACGUCCGGGCCAUAAAACAACCCUAGGGCCUCAAGUUUCGCGGGGACUAGGAAACCUCGCGGAACGGGAAGAGGGCAUUCGUUUAGAGACCUUUGGAAAAGGCGUUCGUCCACAGACCUUGGAAAGGCAUCCUUCUCUUGAGGACGCUAUUUCGCCCACGGAUUCGGCAUAUAUUUAAAAUAUAUAGUAUUUUGAAACCGAACUCAGUUAGCGUUUCAAGCAUUUUUCUAC